Dibothriocephalus latus is the source of this 195-nucleotide messenger RNA. The record is from the annotation of a GenBank genome assembly. NCBI's taxonomy places the organism in Eukaryota, Metazoa, Platyhelminthes, Cestoda, Diphyllobothriidea, Diphyllobothriidae.
AACCACGUGCCCAUGCCCCUUGCCCCCUUAAAUGCUGGCCGCCCUCCCGUGUUCACCCUUGUCACUCGAUUGUACACGACUGAAUACUGUCCUCAGCACUUCGGUUCGGCUCGCUCGCUUGUUAUUACCUUUACCCACAAUGCUGUCGGCUCACCGCUGACGCCAGAGACAAUCGUUUCGAAUCCCGGAGAUUAA